AACAAAACCGAUCUUUCUCCUUUCCCGUGACAACGGCGCGCACACACCAAUCCCAAAGCAAAGCCAAGCAAACCAGACCAACACACGGCGCAAAAUCUUCCGACCUCCUCCUCCUCCUCAGCACCCGCUCCCCCCUUACCCCCCGCCCCGCGCGUAGCCCCGCCCUCCGCCCCAGAUCCGCGGCCAUGGCGUCGCGCAGGCGAAUGCUCCUCAAGGUCAUCAUCCUCGGCGACAGCGGGGUCGGGAAGACGUCGCUGAUGAACCAGUACGUCAACAACAAGUUCAGCAACCAGUACAAGGCCACCAUCGGCGCCGAUUUCCUCACCAAGGAGGUCAAGAUCGACGACCGCCUCUUCACUCUACAGAUAUGGGACACGGCUGGACAGGAACGUUUUCAGAGUCUCGGUGUGGCGUUUUACCGGGGAGCUGACUGUUGUGUUCUUGUAUAUGAUGUCAAUGUUACCAAGUCGUUUGAAAAACUCAACAACUGGCGUGAGGAAUUUCUAAUUCAAGCUAGCCCAUCAGAUCCAGAGAAUUUCCCUUUUGUUUUACUUGGAAACAAGAUUGAUGUUGAUGGUGGUAACAGCAGGACUGUUUCUGAGAAAAAGGCUAAAGCUUGGUGUGCUUCCAAGGGAAACAUCCCUUAUUUUGAGACGUCUGCUAAAGAAGGCUUCAAUGUGGAAGCAGCUUUCGAGUGUAUAGCAAGGAAUGCUAUCAAGAAUGAACCUGAAGAAGAUAUAUAUCUCCCUGAUACAAUCGACAUGGGCGGUGCUGGAAGGCAACAACGCUCGUCAGGCUGUGAAUGCUAGAAGAUAAGGAUCCCCCUCAGUUGUGCUCGCUCUUCCCGAGUUUGAUAUAUAUAUUUAGUUUGAAAGCUGCUAUCUUGUAUCGGUUGCUACAUAUGGUUGUCUAGUAUUCGCUCCCUUCUAGCGAGAUGGGAGAAAUUUCAUUCAUAACUUCUGAUUCUUUGUAUGAGCGUUAGAUGGUAUAGAGUUGGCAUUCUUUUUAGUUUUUGCGAGGUUUUGGUUGUCGUGGUGCGUACAUAUCCCAGAAAGAUCAAAUAUAUAUAUUUAUGAAGAUUGUAAAUGGACA
Molecule: messenger RNA, 1092 nt
Organism: Triticum urartu
Lineage: Eukaryota; Viridiplantae; Streptophyta; Magnoliopsida; Poales; Poaceae
Source: RefSeq, a predicted model, not a curated record